Kwoniella botswanensis is the source of this 879-nucleotide messenger RNA. RefSeq lists its product as uncharacterized. Gene Ontology annotation, molecular function: acetylpyruvate hydrolase activity. The coding region runs from base 1 to 879 and encodes 292 amino acids. NCBI's taxonomy places the organism in Eukaryota, Fungi, Basidiomycota, Tremellomycetes, Tremellales, Cryptococcaceae. The record is from RefSeq and is a predicted model, not a curated record. The transcript has 5 exons.
AUGGCAUCGUUUUCACGUUUGAUUCGGUUCAUUCCCAAAUCAACAUCGUCAUCCACUCCUCUGAUAGGUGAACCGGUAGAUGCUGGUUUGGAUGUCGGUCUAGCAUCUUACGAGUCGGAGCCCAUCGAGGUCGAGGUGUAUUCCGGUCAUUCUGUCCUCAGUCCUGGUGAGAAAACCGGUAAGAGGGAGCUAGUCAGCAGGCUGUUGAGUCCAUUAGGUCGGGAGGAAGUGGGUACCAUCAGAUGUAUCGGGUUGAACUAUGUGAAUCACGCCAAAGAAGUGAAUCAACCAAUCCCCACGACUCCCACUCUCUUCAUGAAACCCUCCACGGCUCUUGGUGACCCCUUCCCUGCACCAAGUACCAUACCUAAAGCGUAUGUCCCAGAUGAUGCGGCGGAUUAUGAAGCCGAAGUGGCGAUAGUGAUUGGGAAACAAGCGAAAAACAUCAGCGAGGAAGAAGCGCUGGACUAUCUACUAGGCAUAACCGCUGCCAACGAUCUCUCCUCUCGGGAAGCUCAAUUCAGAACGUCGCAAUGGUCUUUUUCCAAAUCUUUCGAUGGUGCUUGUCCCAUUGGACCCGCUAUAGUACACAAGGAUCAUAUUAAGAGCCUGGCAGAUGUCAAAGUUGAAGGUGAACUGAAUGGAAAGAUUGUGCAGGAAAGUAGACUGGACGACCUGAUCUUUCCGAUACCCAAGAUCAUCUCUUUCUUAUCACAAGGUACAACCCUUCAACCUGGAACCAUCAUUCUUACAGGUACACCCGCCGGUGUUGGAUGGACAGCUAGCCCUAGAGUGACUCUCAAACAAGGGGAUGAGUUUAGGGUAUGCGUAUCUCAUGGAGUGGGCACUUUGAUCAACAAGAUUGAGGAGGAGAAGUAA